Molecule: messenger RNA, 1808 nt
Organism: Danio aesculapii
Lineage: Eukaryota; Metazoa; Chordata; Actinopteri; Cypriniformes; Danionidae
Gene: ccni2
Product: cyclin I family, member 2
Exons: 8
Coding region: 205-1137 (310 amino acids)
Biological process (GO): mitotic cell cycle phase transition; regulation of cyclin-dependent protein serine/threonine kinase activity
Cellular component (GO): cyclin-dependent protein kinase holoenzyme complex; cytoplasm; nucleus
Molecular function (GO): cyclin-dependent protein serine/threonine kinase regulator activity
Source: RefSeq, a predicted model, not a curated record
UCAGCGUAGACUCAAAUAUGCGAGCGGAGAAACUGUAUCAAGAACAGAGCGAGUCAAUUUGUCGAAUUGUUUUUCCCUACAUCAUUCAAAGACAUGGAUGAACGUUUUUUUGCACAUAUAUUCAGCAGACUUCAAUGACACUGGCUGGGUUUCUGUUCUCCAAGGCAUUACUUUCAUUGGAAAAGGCUAGCUUUCAAAACAGCCAUGAAACUGCCAGGUGACAAGGAAAAUCAGCGUCUGGGAGCUCUGUUGCUCAACACCCUGGACCGAGAAAUGCGGCUUUGGAGAGCUCCGGUGCUCAAGAACGGUUGCAUUCAGGGUUCGGACAUCAGCCCCUCUCAGUAUCAUGAGAUGAUCCUGUGGUUGCGUGAAAUGAACGUCAUUUUCCAGUUUUCCACAGAGACGUUUGCAUUGGGAGUCUGUGUUCUUAACAGCCUGCUCGCAACAGUCAAAACUCAGUUGAAAUACCUCAAAUGCAUGGCCAUCACUUCUCUGAUCCUUGCUGCAAAAAUCAACGAGGAGGAUGAGGUGAUCGCAUCGGUUAAAGACUUGCUGGAGCAAAGCAGAUGCAAAUUCUCUACCGCUGAGAUCCUGCGCAUGGAGCGAGUCAUCUUACACAAGCUGCACUGGGAGCUGUACAUGGCAACACCCAUGGAUUUCAUUCACAUUUUUCACGGCCUGCUGAUGUCCGGAUGUGUUGAUCAGACUCAGAAGAGGCUCUGCCUGCAGGCGGCGCUGUGGAGCAGGCAGCUGCAGCACUGUAUGGCCUGCCACCAGCUCUGGCAGUUCAAGGGCUCCAUAUUGGCUUUGGCCAUCAUCACUUUAGAGCUGGAGAGACUGACACCGGACUGGUUCUCCGUUUUUACAGGCCUGCUGAGGAAAGCACAGAUUGAAAGCACAGAGUUGAUCUGCUGCAGGGAGACUGUGGACGAGUAUCUCUCCAGCCUCUGCUUCUCCGUCCCCACAAACGCAGUCUAUAUUCUAGGCAGUGGCAUGCUAGUGUUAGGAGGACCUGAAGGAGAGCAGCGCAAAAGGCAGGCCAGACGAGCACACACGGCGCAGGACAUGGAUGAUUUCUAUGAUGGGUUCUGCUGUCUGUAUGAUGAGCAGACCCCGGCCUGUCCUGCGCUCAUAUAGACCACACACACACACACGAUGCACUUUCCUGAUCCUUUAACUCAGCGGUUCCUGAUUCCAGUCCACAUUUUGUAACGUUCUCACUUAACAUACCUGAUUCAGAUCAUCAGCUGGUUAACAGAAAGAUCCAUGAACUGAUUCUUGUGUUAAAUAAUAGAGACGGAGGAGUGGUUCCCAAAUCCGGUCCACAUUUUUAUGUCUCUCUGUUAUUUGAUAAGAAUCAGUUCAUGGAUCUUUCUUUUAAGGAGCUGAUGUAUUAAGUGAGAGAUGGAAAAUAUGGACUGGAUUUGGGAGCCACUGCUCUAUCGCAGCACUUUCCACUACUUUCCAUUACCAUUACUAAUGUUUUUAUGUUUGUUUGCUUUUAUAUUGUUUAUUUUUAUACUUUUAUAUUCUUGUAUCCUCAUAUGAGCUAUUCGGAAGUACAAACUUUAUUUUACAUGAUUUUUCAAGGUGCUUUAACAUCUCUUUUGAUUUAAGAGGUUAAUCUUUUUGUAUAAGGUCGAUAUCUUUAAAGAACGCUCCACUAUUUAUUUAUUUUUUAUUAUAUAUUCCUCAAUCAAUUAUUUCCUUAAUCCAUUACAUCCUAUGUCUUCCUUAACCCACCUGAUUCAGAUCAUCAGUUCGUUAGCAGAAAGAGCCAUAAACUAUUAUUUGACACGCAAGUAUCA